This is a messenger RNA of Mugil cephalus (flathead mullet), 972 nucleotides long. Its product is annotated as olfactory receptor 1-like. Bases 1 to 972 code for a protein of 323 amino acids. Gene Ontology annotation, molecular function: olfactory receptor activity; G protein-coupled receptor activity. The transcript has a single exon. The record is from RefSeq and is a predicted model, not a curated record. Gene Ontology annotation, cellular component: membrane. Gene Ontology annotation, biological process: G protein-coupled receptor signaling pathway. NCBI's taxonomy places the organism in Eukaryota, Metazoa, Chordata, Actinopteri, Mugiliformes, Mugilidae.
AUGAAGUUAUUCAACUCAGCUCUUGGAAGAAAUAUCACCUAUGUGCAUCCUGCAUUUUUCAUUAUAAGUGGUUUUUCUGGAAUCCCAAAUAUACAGCAGUACUAUGUCUUUUUAUUUUUUGUCUAUGUCGUUUCAGUGCUGGGAAACACUGUUGUGAUGGCUGUGAUAUUCUUGGAUCAUAAUCUGAGAACUCCCAAAUAUAUUGCGGUUUUUAACCUAGCAUUUGUGGACCUGUUGGGUAACACUGUUCUGGUGCCGAAGGUUCUCGACAUCUUUCUGUUUAAUCACCCAUUCAUCUCCUACAACGACUGCUUGACUUUCUUUUUUUUCUGCUACACCUGCCUUUGUAUGCAGUCUCUCAACCUGGUCGCGCUCUCUUAUGACAGAUUGAUAGCUAUCAUCUUCCCGCUGCACUAUCAAGUGAAGGUGACCCACAGGUUCAUGUUUUCAAUGAUUAUCUUCUUCUGGGUCUUUGUUAUAAUUACUGUGCUCAUUUCAGUCGGUCUUCUUACGAGACUUUCCUUCUGUAAUUCUGUGGUAAUUAACAGCUAUUUCUGUGACCAUGGCCAGAUAUACCGGCUUGCGUGCAAUGACUAUUUUCCCAGCUACUUCAUUAGUUUCUUGUACCCGAUUAUUAUUCUUUGGCUUCCACUAGGUUUUAUCUUGAUAAGUUAUCUGUGUAUUUGUUAUACUCUAGUUAAAGUAGCCACAGUUAAAGAAGGAUUGAAGGCUUUUAAAACGUGCGUAGGUCAUCUUUCGCUAGUAGCAAUUUAUUUUUUCCCACUGUUAAUUACAUUUACCUUGAUGGAAAAAAUACAUCCAAACGCCAGGAUCAUCAACCUGUCUCUGACCUCUGUGUUCCCUCCCAUGUUGAACCCAAUUGUAUAUGUUCUGCAGACGCAAGAAAUCAAAGAUUCAGUAAAAAAGUUAUUAAAAAUAAAAUGUAAGUCGAAAAUAACAGUGCAGAAUUAA